AUGCUGAGUCCUUCGGCCAAUUACAUUAAAAAAGCUUUUGCAGCGGCCGUUCAGCAUACAUGCAGCUCUGCAUGCUGGAAUUGUAAUCAUCGUCUAAAUACUGCAAGAAAUAGCCUUUUCUGUGAAUCAUGUCAUAAGAUCCAAGCACCAACCUGCGAAAAUUUCUUUCAAUUGUUCAACCAACCAAAGCAAUAUCAAUUUGACCUCAAAAAGCUUGAUAAAACAUACUUAUCUCUUCAGAGAAAAGUACAUCCUGAUAGAUUUUACUCCAAAUCAGAGAAAGAGAAAGAAUUGAGUAUUAAGGCUUCAGGUUGCAUCAAUGAAGGAUAUCAUACAUUACGAAACCCUGUUUCAAGAGGCGAAUAUUUACUUCAUUUAUUUAAUGAGAAGGUUCUUUCUGAUGUUCCACAAGAUUUUCUCAUGGAAGUUCUCGAAUUCCAUGAAGAAAUGGACUCGGCAACUGAAGCUGAAGAGUUAAUCAAAUUACUUCAAAAAGUCCAGAAAAUGAUGAAAGAUUUGACAUCUCAGCUUGCAACAGACUUAGAGAUCAAAGAUGGAAAGCUUUUAAAUGCUGCAGAAGCUGCAAAAACGCUUUCUAAACUUAAAUAUUUAUCCAGAAUCCGCGAUACGCUCAAACAAAAAAUCCCUGUUCAAAAAUUAUAA
This is a messenger RNA of Trichomonas vaginalis G3, 663 nucleotides long. Its product is annotated as protein maturation by iron-sulfur cluster transfer. Gene Ontology annotation, cellular component: mitochondrion. Lineage: Eukaryota; Parabasalia; Trichomonadida; Trichomonadidae. Gene Ontology annotation, biological process: [2Fe-2S] cluster assembly; protein complex oligomerization. Gene Ontology annotation, molecular function: ATPase activator activity; protein-folding chaperone binding. The record is from RefSeq and is a predicted model, not a curated record. Bases 1 to 663 code for a protein of 220 amino acids. The transcript has a single exon.